Molecule: messenger RNA, 441 nt
Organism: Cladophialophora bantiana CBS 173.52
Lineage: Eukaryota; Fungi; Ascomycota; Eurotiomycetes; Chaetothyriales; Herpotrichiellaceae
Exons: 1
Coding region: 1-441 (146 amino acids)
Source: RefSeq, a predicted model, not a curated record
AUGAAGACAACCAAGGCUGAAAAGAUACAACAGGCAGCUAAGGCAGAAUUAGGGCUACAAAAAGGAUUUGCUCGCAAAAGAGAAGUGUUCAUCAAGAAGGCAACUGAAUUCUCCGCCACAGCUGCUGAAUAUGAGAAAAAGGAGAGAACCGGCCAAAGGAAAUAUGAUCACAUUAUGAAAAACAUUUCUCUCUUCAAGUGCAAGUUGAGAAAAAAAGCGAAACAGGAGAAUGAGGAGAGACAUCGGAGGUAUUUGAAUGCCAUGAAGCAGUUGAAAGAGACCUACUACCGAGAAAUGGAAAUUGUAUUCAAGACAGAGGCCGAAAGCGAAGAGUCCAAAGGUAAAGAAGAUGCCAAAGGCAAAGAAGUAAAGGGUGAAGAACCGGCUCAAGAUGAAAAAGAUCGAGGUGCAGAGGUCAGAGCUGCAGGCCAAAACAGCUAA